Melampsora larici-populina 98AG31 is the source of this 1340-nucleotide messenger RNA. RefSeq lists its product as uncharacterized. Lineage: Eukaryota; Fungi; Basidiomycota; Pucciniomycetes; Pucciniales; Melampsoraceae. The record is from RefSeq and is a predicted model, not a curated record. The transcript is spliced from 3 exons. Bases 1 to 999 code for a protein of 332 amino acids.
AUGCAAACCGAAGAACCAGCCACCUCAUCAAACAGCGUAGUUCUUACGACCACUGCGUUAACAGCACUUAUAAACGACAGCUUGCAGCAACAGGCAGCUCAGUUUGAGACCAUUGUCUCCGGUUUACAAGAUCAACUCAAAGAUCUCAAGGGCCUUGGCGAAACACCUAAGCGAAGCGAGAAGUCAACCUCGAAACAAACUCCAGAGACGUCAUCCAAACGAGACCGCUUGAAUUGUUCUUCAGCAUCAACCAACUCCUAUUCAACCCCAACCCCAGCUAGUAAAGCACCUCGCAAAUCUAAAACUCCCGUCAAGAGCCCAGAUCCACCAGCACCGUCGCCACGUCGACGUCAUCCCCUUCAGCUGUGGUCAACUGAGAUCGACAAGGAUUUCAAAUCCACUAAGGAUGCUUUGUUUGUCCACAUCAAGGUGCUAUGGGGAUUGCUCAAAGCAAACGACGUUCCAGCUCCCCCCGAUCCAAACCUCUUGAAGGAGUUUUAUGCUCGAUUUUCCAGUGUUGACCAAGUUGAAUCAGUCAUUGCGGACCCUCGAAGUGUUGAUCUGGUGGCUCAGAAUGAUAUUGUUACUUUAAAAGCGCUACGUAGUGGCGGAAAGGUCGGGCGUGGUAUGGCCCAUCUUGACCAGACCUAUGUUCUUUAUAUUCAUGGUUUAUUGGCUAAAGUAGGCAUCCGCGUGUGGGGUCCGGACCUCAAUGAUGCACCUGACUCAUUGUAUAACUCAGCCUGUCGAAUCACCGCGUUAUCAUCAUUUCGCCAGCUGUUGGCAACUGGCGCCUAUGACUAUAUGAACCCGUAUGAUCAGUCAGAAAACCAAUUUCAAGACUUUGAAGACAAUGAGAGCAAUAACUCUGAUGAAGGCACGGGUGGCGAUUCUACAAAUGCAACCAUGCGAAAUGCCCAACAACCAUCAUCUGAAUCCGACUUUUACUCCGAUGGCGAUUUUGGUAGCUUGUACGAUGAUUCUGACGAUGAUAAUUAGGGAUUUUCAUUCAUUCCCUGGUUCUUAAACAUUUCUAUAGUCUCUUUGGCUUUUCUUGUGUUUACAUUUAUCAUUGUUCUUUCUAUACUCUCGUUAAUUUUGUUUUGUCCUUACCUUUUUGUGGAGACUUGUUAUCCGUUUUUUUUUGUUUAUACUUUCUAUACUCUCGUUAACUUUGUUUGGUCCUUACCUUUUUGUCGAGACUUGUUAUCCGAUUUUUUUUUGUUGUUUAUACUUUCUAUACUCUUGUUAACUUUGUUUGGUCCUUACCUUUUUUCAAGACUAGUUAUGUGAUUUGUUUUUUGUUGCUUGUAUAUGAAAUGUCACAUCAGUUAAAAAGU